Larimichthys crocea (large yellow croaker) is the source of this 4621-nucleotide messenger RNA. RefSeq names its product neurotensin receptor 1 (high affinity) (gene ntsr1). Bases 123 to 1316 code for a protein of 397 amino acids. Gene Ontology annotation, molecular function: G protein-coupled neurotensin receptor activity. Gene Ontology annotation, cellular component: plasma membrane. Gene Ontology annotation, biological process: neuropeptide signaling pathway. The record is from RefSeq and is a predicted model, not a curated record. Lineage: Eukaryota; Metazoa; Chordata; Actinopteri; Sciaenidae. The transcript is spliced from 4 exons.
UCCUCAGGCUUCCACACUCAACAGAUUUCACUCCGGUUAAUGAACAAGUGAAAGUCAAUAACUGUCCACUUAGUUUAAACUGUCACGUUUUCUGUUUCCAUGUUUGCACUCAUAGAGGCGUAAUGGAUUUAAACGCCACGCUCCGCAUUGGCGCGCUGGCGCAGAGACUCUUUGGGAAUAACUCACUGUUUCCAUUUGAUAACAGUACUGCCAAUUCCAAAACAGAUGAGGAGGACUUGGAAGUCAACACGGACGUCUACUCCAAGGUGAUAGUCACUGUUAUCUACCUGGUUCUGUUUGCUGUGGGUUCUCUGGGCAACUCCAUCACCCUGUACACCCUGCUGACCAAAAAGACCCUGCAGAACCUCCAGAGCACCGUGCACUACCACUUGGCCAGCCUCGCCGUUUCCGACCUGCUGAUCCUCGUACUCUCAAUGCCCAUCGAGCUCUACAACUUCAUCUGGUUCCACCACCCGUGGGUGUUCGGGGACGCAGUGUGCAGGGGUUACUACUUCCUCCGGGACAGCUGCUCCUAUGCUACUGCGCUCAACAUCGCCAGCCUGAGCGUGGAGCGUUACAUGGCCAUCUGCCACCCGUUCAAAGCCAAGAGUAUCAUGUCCCGCAGCCGCACCAAGAAGCUCAUCAGCGCCAUGUGGCUCGCGUCCUUCGCCCUCGCCACGCCGAUGCUCUUCAUCAUGGGCCAGGAGAUACGCAAUGGGGUGAAGAUAUGCACUGUUAUCGUCUCCCCUGUCAACAUCAAGACUGUGCUUCAGGUAAAUGCCUUUCUGUCCUUUGUGAUACCCAUGGUGGUCAUAUCUGCACUGAACGGAGUCAUAGCCAAUCAGCUGCUGCGAAUGUUCCGCGAGGCCGAGCAAGACAACCGUGUCUGCAUCGUUGGGGGAAAUCCCACCAUUCUGAAUGUCACCGUGGAGCCCAACCGUGCUCAGUCGCUUCGCCAUGGAGUUAUUGUUCUACGCGCAGUGGUCAUUGCCUUUGUGGUCUGCUGGCUGCCCUAUCACGCUCGCCGCCUCAUGUUUUGCUACAUCUCUGACUGGUCCGAUAACUUGUAUGACUUCUACCACUAUUUCUACAUGCUGACCAACGUCCUGUUCUACGUCAGCUCGGCCAUCAAUCCAAUCCUCUACAACUUGGUGUCAGCCACCUAUCGCCAGAUCUUCUUUUCCACACUACGCUACUUCUGCAUUCCCUGCCGCUACGCCCCCAGGAGGCACGCCCACCCUCUGACCCGCCACUCCAUCAGCAUUUCCAGUAACCACACCCUCUCCUCCAACAUGAUCAAAGAGACAGCGUACUGAUCGGGCCUCAAUGGAAUACACUUUCUCAUUCCAUAAACCCACCUGCUGCCACCCCGUGUUUACUGGUCCGACUUCAUCAAGGGAAUUCUGGUACUGGUUUGGAGACACAGACUGAUCUGGUUUCAAGUGCCCACUCUGAAUUUCAUUUCAGAUGCGCAUUGUAUUAUAUGUUGGUGUGUGCUGUCUUUAUUUAGUAUACCAUGAGAAAUCAAAAAGCUAAAUAUGAAAAUGGAAGAAUGAAAAAAGAAAAGAAGGAUGGACAAAAACAAAGUAACAGAACAUCUUUUAAAUGGACACAGAUGUAAAUGUUUUAUACAGUAUAUUUCUAUGUGUUUUUAUUGGACCAAUCAUUCACACUUGCUUGUACAGUCUAAAUGACUCUGCUGUUUCAAUGUUUUUGAGCAUCGACGUAUAAAACAACGUAUGAAAGUACUUUCUCUAGAAAAAUGGCCUCUGGCAAUGCUUUCACGACUACAAAAGCUCUGAUGUAACUAUGUGAUAUUUAGGUGAGCGUCUCAGGAUAAAUCAGCCUUUGAUGUUAAAAAAAAGACACAUUUCUGUUUCUUGAAUCCAAGCUACAUCGACAGCUGUAAGAGAAGAAUCUUCUACAUUAUUAAGACAUACUUCUCUCGGCUCUCUUGGCUUUGUUACAAGCAGUUUUUCUGCAAAACUUCUGUUGCUGUUGAGUCCAGAUAAUAGGCUCUGUCACACUGCUUAGACUCUGAAAUAUGAAUGUCUGUGGGAUAUGUAAAUAGUGCACACAGAGAUUCUGAUGGUUUCUGUUGAUAGUUUUCUGCAUUCAUAACAGCUUUUUAAAGGUGUCUGUGUGGACACAGGAGAAGUAGUUGAAAUUAUUAUUUAAAGUAUUUGUACAUAACAGUAGUGACAACGUGGACCAGAAAACACAUGGUGGAGUUGAACUGCUAUAUAGACAGAAGCAUGCUUACCUAACAUAAGAAUGACCGAUGGGGGCAGUGAAAGGACUUCAACAGAAACAGAGCACGUCCGCUCUGAUGUCCCCCCACCAGUUGCUGCUUGAGCAAUCAGAGGCAUGCGUUUCUUUAAGGAGUAAUGUCAAUGUCAAUGAACUCUCCUUCAGCUAAGGCACACAAGAAACAAUAACCUCAUUUCAACGUUGACUAGAAGUGCAUUUUCUACUCCUUAAGUUAUUAUUAGCCCAGUGCACCAGCCUAGUAUCCCUAAGAAUUACUUCCUUAUUGAGCCAUGAAUGUUCAGCAGCAACAUUCAGUGGCAGAAAGUAAUCAUUGGGUUUAACUGGGUACGUUGUGUUUCAGAAGCAGAGAAUUCUGCCCACCAGACUUUGCUCAGAUUUGGUCAUUUUUUAAUGACUUGUACUCUUCGUAUGUAGUCAAAUUGUUUCCCUUUUGGCUGAUUUUACCGUGAGGAUUCUGCACAUGGUGUUUUAUUUUGAAAUUCUCCUUGCCGUUUCUGUGUCUGACUUCGACCAGCUUGAUCUGCUCUGCACUGCUUGGCGUGGUAUUCUGAAACAUAUAUCUGAAAGAGCUGCGAUCAGCUCGGUCCCGGUGGGAUCCAUGGGUAAGGGUGUGGUGCUCAUGCUGGUCACAGACUUGCAAUUCAAAAAAUGUAACCAUGAUCUCUCCCUUACUUUAACCGAGUGUUGUGGAGGUGCCUACCUGUCUCUAAUAUGAGCUUGCUUCAAACAAAGGCCUGGUUCCCUCUGAGGUUAAGGUUCCUGACAUAGUGACUGGGGGAAAUACAGUAUUACAAUUUUAUUACACGUUUACCUCUGUAGAAAAUGAACAGACUACCAAUGACUUGUUGCUUGUGUUGUCAGUAUGAAGCAUAAUUCUGUACAGUAUGAAUAAGUAAUGUUUUCUCCACGUGCAGCACAUGUAGCUUACAAAUGAAGAUGAUAGUGAAUGUAUUUCUGCACAGGUUCUAUGUUUCUUUGCUUUAAUGUAAACAAAUAUGAUCAAUGAAUCAGCAGCAACGGAUCAUUUUAUUCAUGACUUUGAGCUGGUGAUGAGAGAAUCCGGACUAAAUCACUCAAUUUAUAAGAUAAGCUCCUAUAAACAGAUUUUAAUCUGGUAAAUAUUUUAAUAAAUGUAUUUCAUUAGAAGCCCCGGGGUCACAGCAGCUGAAUCAUUCAGUGUUAGCACUGUUUGUGUUAUUAAUGCCAUACUUCUUAUUUUUCAACUUAUAAUCUGUUUUUAUGUUUUCUAGGUUAAACACCAAAGUUUGUAUAGAUGGACCAUGAGUGUGCAGCCUUGAUUGUAAAAGAGUCUACAGCAAAGCUUGUGGCUCUGUGAGGCUGAACAGUGGUGCUUUGAGCUACAUGACAAUGACAAUGACAGUAAUAAUGCUAAUUAAACCUUCGUUUAGUUUGUUAGCAUGCUAAAAUCUGCUACUUAGCAGUACACACAAAGUUCAGCUGAGGCCGACAGAAUGUCUUUAUAAGUAUUUAGUCAUAAACCAAAUCAAAAUUUUCCCAUUUUCACCAAAAUGUUUGAAAUUCAUCCUAAGAGGAACAUGAAUAUGCACCAAAUUUCUGUCACGAGGAAACAUCACCUGGAAACUAAUAGACGUUGUGAUAUUUUAAAUGACAAAAAAACAAAUGGUGACAACAGAGCUAUGGGAGGACUCAUGGCUGACACCGCCACCCAUAGCUGCUAGCAUGGUUAAAAAUGUAAAUAAAUAUUUUAAAUACUCAAAAAUACACAUGAGCAAUUUCACACUUUCAGUAUUUUCCACCUACAAUGUGCCUCAGCACCAUUGUUGUAAUCUAAAAUAUAUGACACUGCUACAACCUUCUCGAUGCUUAUCACAGCAGCAGUUUCAAAAAAGAAAAGAAAAAAGUCAAUCUGUGUAUUGUUUUUCUAAUACAUGUAUAGAUGUCUUUAAUAUGGUGUACUUAUUAGUGUUUUUAUUGGUGACUAAGCUGUGCUUUGUAUUGGUUGAUAUAACUCUGUGUCUCUGUACAGUAUCUGUGUAGUUGUUGAAUCUUUAGCUUUAGCCCCUCCAUUAGAACUGAACUCAGCCAAACAUCAGAUCCACCAGACAGCCAUACUGAAUGAAAAAACACUGUAUGUCCCUUUAAUGUUGCAAACUACGCAAGCAGUUAACAUGUAACACUGCUGUGCACACCUGUACAUGGAUAUUAUAACUUGUCUCCACACAAUAAUCAAUGUAAUCAAAUAAAAUCAAUCUGAUUUUAGCAGACGAUUCAGAUCAGCCAUGUUUACCUGUAUAUGAUAUAUGAUAGAUGAUAUCAAACAGAUUGUUUCAUUUCAUUUAAAAACAAUAAAAUGAAUCUAUAUAACACA